This is a messenger RNA of Tauraco erythrolophus (red-crested turaco), 668 nucleotides long. NCBI's taxonomy places the organism in Eukaryota, Metazoa, Chordata, Aves, Musophagiformes, Musophagidae. The record is from RefSeq and is a predicted model, not a curated record.
ACAGCAUUCAGACAGGCUGGCAGUGGGCUGCUUCUCCCCGGGAAAGCUCUCCCCUGCUGCACCACUACAGGCUGCUACGACUGAAGAUAAAAGCUUCUUGAUUUUUACCUCUGUAGUGAGUAUCAAACAUGGACGGUUUCCAAACAAUCCUGAAAUUCUUUAUGAACCGGAAAACUGCUAUAGGUUACAGUUUUAUGGCACUGCUGACAAUGGGAGGUGAACGUGUGUUUUCUCUUGUUGCUUUCAGAUGUCCCUGCAGCAAUGAAAACUUCAGAUAUGGUUUGGUAUUUCUCUUCUCCCCAGCUUUUGUUUUGCUAGUUGUUGGAUAUUUCUUGAACAGCAAGACCUGGAAACUCUUUACGGGCUGCUGGGCGAAUCCCAGAAAAAUAUUCCCCAGAGGGAAUACCUGCCAUUUCUUUUACGUCUUUGGACAAAUCACUCUAAACGCUCUGGUAGCCCCAGUGAUGUGGCUUUCUGUGGCUUUGCUCAACGGGACUUUUUACGAAUGUGCCAUGAGUGGCUUGAAAAAUCCUGCCUACGUACAAGCAGUUUGCCACAGCAAAUCUGAGAAGUGCUUUGAAGAGCUACACAAGGUAGCUUGUGACAAAAGCUCCAUGCCCUUUCCAGAGAGCGAUGAAUUGAAACGAACCCUUCAAGCACAGUCUCAG